UUGAUGAAAAUUAUAGAAUUCCAAUAUUCAUAUGGGAACAACUUUUUACCCAUCAAAAAGUUGCUUUAGAAUGGCUAAUUAAACUUCAUUUUCAAAAUAUAGGUGGUAUAAUUGGAGAUGAUAUGGGCUUAGGCAAGACCAUACAAGAGACCAAGACACAAUCUUUUACCAAAGAUUCUAUUAUGCAAAAUAAAGAAAGGCUAGAAGUGAUGGACAUUUCAUUCAUUUUCUCUAAAUAUAGUAGACUAAUAGGGCCUGUUUUGAUAGUUUGUCCUGUUACAUUGAUUCAUCAAUGGCUUCAAGAAUUCCAUUAUUGGUGGCCUUUUUUCAAAAUUUCAAUAUUACAUCAAUCAAGUUCAUGCAAAGAAGGAAACCGUAGUUCUAAGUCAAAAUGGCAACACUUGAUCAAAAAUGUGUUUGUUCACGGCGGAAUCCUGUUAACCACAUAUUCGAACCUGGUCUUACAUCGAGAAAUCCUGUGCCAACCUUGGUAUUACAUAUUUCUAGACGAAGGUCACAAAAUCAGGAAUCCGGAAUCGCAAGUCAGCAAGGCUACCAAAAUGAUUGCAGAUCAUGCCGAUCUAGAUUUCGGAGCUCGGCUUUACGAGAGUCAUCGCUUUAUUUUGACCGGCACCCCCAUGCAAAACGACUUGAAAGAAUUAUGGACGCUUUUCGAUUUCGUGUACCCCGGAAAGCUCGGAACCCUCAAAGCUUUUUCCGAUAACAUAGCGAACCCCAUUUUAUCCGGGGGUUAUGCUAGCGCCUCUCAGAUACAAAUGGCAACGGCUUAUAAAUGUGCAUGCGUAUUGAAGGACUCGAUAAGUCCUUAUCUCCUUCGAAGGACCAAGAACAACGUCGAUUUCAUACGCGAGAUCAAUAUUCCUAAUAAAAAUGAACAGGUACUGUUUUGCCAAAUCACCAAUUAUCAAAAGAGUGUAUACCAGGAAUACCUAUCGACGUUUGAUAUGGACGACAUAAUCAAAGGUCGGCUUAAGAUUUUCAAGGCCCUCAUAACGCUGAGGAAACUUUGCAACCACCCGGAUUUGGUUACCCGCGAAUACGUCGAGAAACACGAUGACCCCCACGAGCAAAUAUUAUCUGGCAGAAAAAACAGGACGAGCCAAUACGGAUAUUGGAAACGUUCAGGGAAAAUGAUUGUUUUGAAGGAGUUAUUGAAGAUGUGGCACAAGCAAGGCCACAAGGUGCUAAUAUUCUGCCAAACACGUCAAGUCCUUGACAUCGUCGAAAAAUUUGUUUUAACCAAAAAUUACACUUAUCUCAGACUUGAUGGAUCUUAUUCUAUUAAAUCCCGGCACGAGAUUGUGAAUCAAUUCAACGCUUCUCGGGAUAUUGACCCUAUCUCGAAUACAAACGAUGAUAUGAACGUAUUCGCCUUUUUACUCACGACCCGGGUAGGCGGAGUCGGCCUAAAUCUAACUUCAGCCAACAAAGUGGUUAUAUUCGACCCAGACUGGAAUCCCUGCGUGGACGGACAGGCUAAGGAAAGGUCAUGGCGAAUCGGUCAGACUCAGGACGUUUCCAUAUACAGACUUUUGCUUGCAGGGACCGUCGAGGAAAAGAUAUAUCACAGGCAGAUAUUCAAGCAAUACCUGACAAACAAGGUGCUCAAUAAUCCUAAGGUUAAUAAUCGGAUAGUGUUCAAGAUGAAUGACCUGAAGCAACUUUUUACCCUGACGGAGGCGAAAAAUGACUCCUCUAACGAUCUCAAUGAAAGUAAUAAAUCUAACUACAAUCUACAGGGUGGAUCCUUUUUUUUGAAUAGGAAAAAAUUGAGGGCGGCAAACAUGAAUAUCACCAUACAAAAUAAGGACGAUGAUAGAACCAAAAAUAUGGAAACUUCGACUGUUGAAAAUGGUGAAUCGAUUAACUUUCAAAAUAAUCGAGCAAAGGAUAUCUCUGAACCGCCACCACCCGAUGACAACGAGAACGCUCGUUUUAGGAAAAAAAGACGCUUUUACGCCAAAGUGGACGGGCAAGAAGUUGAGUUCCUGACCAAACGGGAACCUUAUAGAUAUGACUCUGGUGACGAGGCAACUAAAAAGAAGAGUCAACGAAAGAUCCUGAAAGAAGAGGACGAUUACGUUUUAAACGAAAUUCUUCGAAAUUCAUUCGUCACCGGGAACAUUUCGCACGAUUCCUUAUUGCGUUCCUCUACCAAUGACAAUAAAAUUUUGGGUCCAUUGGUGGUUGAGGAAGUUUCCGAUACCCUAACUAGGAACGCGGUCCAAAAAAUACGCGAAUCUAGGGUGACAUAUCACGCAACUUCCAAAUACGGCCAAGCGUUUUACAGGCAAAAGGCUGAGGGUAUCAGAGUCACUCCUCAAAAAAUGCCGGUGAUCAAGCAACCGUUAUUGACGCAAGAGGAGUUAUUUUAUUCCCAACUCGAUUCCCGUCCACUUAAAAGGAUGUCAUCAUUACCCACAAAGUCGCGCAACAUAUUCCGUGAUACCGCUUCUACGUCACACGAUUUCAAAGUUCCAGCUGCCACCAUCAAAAUAAAAGGAUCUGAUUGGUCUUCUCGUAAUUUACGUAAUAUAGAGAACGACGAUGAACCGAGUGAAGGUAUAUCUUCGGCCGCCAUCUUGAAAAGAAUAGCCCAAAGACACAACGAGGCCCAAUGAUAUAUAAUUGUUUUUCUAAAAACCCGACUUACAAUAGCAACUGUCGAUGGGUCAGUAAGAAGACACCCACCACUUUUAUUAUUAUUAAAAGAGAGGCUUUUAUAUUAAUUAAAACUUAGCCUAGUCAGGCCUUUGUUAUACAUACCUAAUUUAUAUCUUAUCUUAUAGACUAACCCUCACAGGUUUCCUCAUCUCCAAAUAACUAUGUACGUAUUGAGAAUAUUUGUUUUAUCAUGUAUUUUUAUACUUUAGCAAUUAUAUUUGUUUAGUCUUAAAUUUUGGAAAUUUGUUAAUUAAAUAUUUAGUCAAUAGUUUUAUGUUUCUACCUACCGCUCAUA
This is a messenger RNA of Gordionus sp. m RMFG-2023, 2980 nucleotides long. RefSeq names its product DNA excision repair protein ERCC-6-like. Gene Ontology annotation, molecular function: ATP-dependent chromatin remodeler activity; ATP binding. Gene Ontology annotation, cellular component: nucleus. Gene Ontology annotation, biological process: transcription-coupled nucleotide-excision repair. The coding region runs from base 123 to 2642 and encodes 839 amino acids. The transcript has 14 exons. The record is from RefSeq and is a predicted model, not a curated record. Lineage: Eukaryota; Metazoa; Nematomorpha; Gordioida; Chordodea; Parachordodidae.